AGAGCCUCAUUGUUGUUUACAGUUAGAGCUCGAGUCCAGAGAUUAUGGCAGAAACCGCUCCAGCAGCUACCGCCACCAAAGCGGCCAAGAAGAAAUCAGCAGUUAAACGCAAGAGAACGGGUCCGAGCGUCGGCGAGCUCAUCGUCAAGGCUGUGUCCGCAUCUAAGGAGAGGAGCGGUGUGUCUCUCGCCUCCCUGAAGAAAGCGCUCGCUGCCGGUGGCUACGAUGUGGAGAAGAAUAACUCCCGCGUCAAGAUCGCCGUUAAGAGUCUGGUGACUAAAGGCAUCCUGGUCCAGACCAAAGGAAUCGGCGCCUCCGGUUCGUUCAAGCUCAACAAGAAACAAGCCGAGACCAAGACAAAACCCGCCAAGAAAGCCGCUCCUAAAGCCAAGAAGCCCGCAGCAAAGAAGCCCGCAGCCAAGAAACCUGCCGCCGCUAAGAAGCCCAAAGCUGCAACCGCAAAGAAGCCCGCCGCUAAGAAAUCCCCGAAGAAGGCCAAGAAACCCGCUGUUAAAAAGGCGACGAAGAGCCCCAAGAAAGCAAAGAAACCAGCGACUCCUAAGAAAGCAGCCAAGAGCCCUAAAAAGGCCAAAGUAGCCAAACCCAAAACGGCGAAACCCAAAGCUGCCAAGCCUAAAAAGACAGCAGCCAAAAAGAAAUAAACUGCGUCUUUUCUGACGCUUUAUCAAAACGGCUCUUUUAAGAGCCACCCACUAAUUCAAAGUCGAGAGCAUUUAUUUCCUCGCUUAUCUGCCCAGUAGCAUGUCCUUGCAUAAUUUGGACAUUAUUGAUAAAAGAAUUGAAGUACUGCUUCAAGUUAAACUUUAAACUAUCAUUAUCUUUCUUAAACCCAGACAAUUAAGCGAACAGGAUUAUUCGUGUAGCA
This is a messenger RNA of Cyprinus carpio (common carp), 886 nucleotides long. Its product is annotated as histone H1. Gene Ontology annotation, molecular function: DNA binding; structural constituent of chromatin. Gene Ontology annotation, biological process: nucleosome assembly. Lineage: Eukaryota; Metazoa; Chordata; Actinopteri; Cypriniformes; Cyprinidae. The record is from RefSeq and is a predicted model, not a curated record. Gene Ontology annotation, cellular component: nucleosome.